UGAAGCAGGACAGCAAAGACGCAAGAGAAAGCCACUCUCCUUCUUUCUUGCAUUUAUUGCCCUGCUGCUCAUGGUCUUUCUGGUAUCAUUGGACGCCACUACUUUGGCCGUUGCAAUUCCUGCCAUCACCAGUGAUCUCUCAGGAACCACUUUAACCGCUUUCUGGGCCAAUAUCUCUUUCACCCUAGCAGUCGUGGUGAUUCAGCCCAUCUAUACCAGCUUCUCGGACAUCAUUGGCCGCAAGAUCCCCCUUUAUGCAGCAUUUGCUCUCUUUGGUAUUGGAUCCAUUGUCUUUUCUGUCGCACGAAGUAUGGCAGUCCUGAUCCUGGGUCGUGUGCUACAAGGGCUGGGCGGAGGCGGACUGGAUGUCCUAAGUGAGGUUAUUGUCGCCGACAUCACCACACUGCAGGAGCGUGCCGUGUACAUUGGCCUUUUGUCUCUUCCAAUGGCAGCAGGAUGUAUCGCAGGGCCCAUCCUCGGUGCAGUCUUCAGCGAGUAUGUCGACUGGCGAUGGAUUGGCUGGAUCAAUCUACCUGUGAUUGGAGUUGCCCUCGUGCUGGCCAUCUUUUUCAUGCGCCUGAGGCCCAUACACCAGUCUCUCCGCGAGCAGCUCUUCCGCAUCGAUUGGCUGGGCAUGCUGAUUUUCAUGACUGGUUGUAUCCUUUUUGCCUUGCCGCUAAGUUGGGCAGGAAAUAUGUACCCAUGGGGCUCAUGGCGUACCAUCGUACCACUAGUGAUUGGCAUUCUGGUGUUAGUGGCAUUUGCCCUGUACGAGUCACGACCAACGGACCCUGUCUUUCCCUAUCGUAUCUUUCGCUCUCGGACGGCCCAGAUGACACUCCUUGGUAGCUUCAUACAUGGCAUGGUUCUCUAUACCCUGUUACAGUACCUUCCCUUGUUUUUCCAGGCUGUCUAUCUCGAGACGGCACUCAAGUCCUCCAUUUCAAUCCUACCAUUCUGCUGUGUUGUCUUUGUCUUUACGGGUAUUGCUGCCUGGGCCGUUGAUUUCUUCCGGAAAUACCGCUGGGAAAUAUGGGCAGGAUGGGUUUUUCUAGCGGUGGGUGUUGGCAUUUUCUCACUGUGGAAUCAAAGUUCCUCUCUAGCCAUGACUGCAAGCUUCCAAGUGAUAGCUGGAAUAGGAAUUGGCACGAUCUUCAGUGUUCCUCCAAUCCCGAUGCAGGCCAGCGCACCAACGGCCGAAGAUCAGGGUCUUGCGAUGGGCAUCAUGGUUGCAUUCCGGCUCUUCGGUGCUCUUAUUGGCCUUGCAAUUGGUGCUACUACAUUCAGCGGCGUUUUUGCAAGCAAGAUUAACUCGAUCCCCUCGCUGCCCGCCUCCGUGGCAUUGUUAAAAAACCCCAGCGAGGCGGUCGGUUUUAUUCCACACCUACGAACAGUUGACAUUUCCCCUGCCCUAAAGGACCUCAUCCAAGGGGCUUACAAAGAUGCUAUGCAGACAAUUUGGUAUGAAUUAGCAGCAUUUGGGGCUGUAGGAUUUCUGAGUUCAUUGUUGAUAAAAGAACUGACUAUGGAGACGGAGGAGCUCAGUCGGCAACACUUUGAGCCGGAAUCGGACUGAACGAAGUUAGAAGAUGAAUGAAGUAUUUUGUAUAAUUUAUAGAAUAUACGAAGC
Xylona heveae TC161 is the source of this 1630-nucleotide messenger RNA. RefSeq names its product MFS general substrate transporter. Lineage: Eukaryota; Fungi; Ascomycota; Xylonomycetes; Xylonales; Xylonaceae. Gene Ontology annotation, biological process: transmembrane transport. Bases 71 to 1576 code for a protein of 501 amino acids. Gene Ontology annotation, molecular function: transmembrane transporter activity. The record is from RefSeq and is a predicted model, not a curated record. The transcript is spliced from 2 exons.